This is a messenger RNA of Micropterus salmoides (largemouth bass), 4211 nucleotides long. RefSeq names its product zinc finger protein 239-like. NCBI's taxonomy places the organism in Eukaryota, Metazoa, Chordata, Actinopteri, Centrarchiformes, Centrarchidae. The record is from RefSeq and is a predicted model, not a curated record. Bases 237 to 1343 code for a protein of 368 amino acids. The transcript is spliced from 2 exons.
UCAUACACAUCAAAUAUGAUCAGCUGGUUUCAGGAAACCAACUAACUAAACUUCAUCUUCUGCCUGAAAUCAAGGAGCCAUGUUUCUAAACGGCCUUAGCGACAGUAACUAAGGGGGCGGGGCGCCGUCACAGCGAGAACGCGGAGGCUCCGCGGGAUCCGGAAGAGCUCCGAGACCAGAAUCCACUCAGUCCAGGACAACACGGUCCACCAGUCACAGCGGAGACCUGCAGGACGAUGGAGAACCAGAACCCGGACCACAGGAGCCAAACAGCAGCCUCGUGCUCUGAUAGCACCGAUGUUCAGAAACGGAGAGGAAGAGAAGGACUCAAACAUCACCACUGUCAGCAAUGUGACAAAUCCUUCACAACAUCCGGAUAUUUAAAGAUUCAUCAGAGACUUCACACUGGAGAGAAACUGUACAGCUGUGACCUGUGUGGGAAAACUUUCACUACAUUACGUGGCCUACAAAGACACCGAAGUGCUCACACUAAAGAGAAACCGUAUAACUGUGACCAGUGUGGGAAAGCUUUCUCCACCUCAGGUAACCUGGAAACUCACACACGAGCUCACACUGGAGAGAAACCGUACAGCUGUGACUAUUGUGGGAAGGCUUUCGCUACAUCAUAUUACCUACAAAAGCACAGACGUGUUCACACUGGAGAGAGACCGUACAGCUGUGACCAGUGUGGGAAAGCUUUCAAUACAUCAUGUGAGCUACUGAGGCACCAACGUGUUCACACUGGAGAGAAACCAUAUAGCUGUGACCAGUGUGGGAAAGCUUUCGCCACGUUAGGUAACCUGGAAAUUCAUAGACGAAUUCACACUGGAGAGCGACCGUACAGCUGUGACCUGUGUGGGAAAGCGUUCAGUCGAUCAGGUGACCUAAAAAUCCACCAACGAUUUCAUGCUGGAAUAAAACCAUUCGACUGUGAGCAAUGCAUGAAAGCUUUCACUACAUCAAGUGAACUGCAAACCCACCGGCGUGUUCACACUGGGGAGAAACCGUACUGCUGUAAGCAGUGUGGGAAAGCUUGUACGACAUUAGAUGGCCUAGAAAAGCACAGACGUGUUCAUACUGGGGAGAAGCCGUACCGAUGUGAGCAGUGUGGGAAAGGUUUCAGUCAAUCAAGUGGCUUAGAAACUCACACACGUCUUCACACUGGAGAAAAACCGUAUUGGUGUGAGCAGUGUGGGAAAGCUUUUACGUCAUCAGGUGGCCUACAAUCUCACACACGUGUUCACACUGGAGAGAAACGUUACACGUGUGACCACUGUGGUAAGGCUUUUGCCCAUAGUUGUAACCUUAAACGGCACCAACGCAGUCACGCUGCUUCGUUAUAAACAUUUUUCAAGCUGUUUCCUCCUCCUGCCCUGAUAGGUAUGUUGUUUUAUUCUGAGUAUCUCUACAACCUGAUUAAAAACAGUGGCUCUAUAUUUUUAACAGUGAGCAUAUUAUCGUGGGUACGACGGUUGUAGUGUAAAAGCACUUUAAGUGGUUGCAAAGACUAAAAAGGCGCUAUACAAAUACAGAGCAUACACAUUAAUUUCAUACUUUUUUACUCUCACAAAGAAGAAAAUAUUUCUAGCACUACUCAACCAUUGCUGCAACAAAGGAUUAUUUUCCUAAGUAUUUUGUUGAUCACUCACUUAAAAGUUCAGUGUGUAAUAUUUCUGAGGAUUUAUUGACUGAUAUGCAAUAGAAUAUCCAUAACGGGAUGGCGAUGGCGCAAUGGAUAAGAUGCCUGCCUUUGGUGCGCUUUGUUUGUUAAGCGUCCUUGGGUUUGUGAAAGGCGCUUAUAUAAAUCAAAGUUAUUAUUACACAUCAUACAUGUGAGAAGAAGGAUUUUAAAAUCUAUUCUGAAUUUUACAGGAAGCCAAUGUAGAGAAGCUAAGACAGGAGAAAUAUGAUCUCUUUUCCUGGUUCCUGUCAGAACACGUGCAGCAGCAUUCUGGGUCAGCUGAAGAGUCUUAAUUGACUUUUUCGAGCAGCCUGAUAAUGAAGAAUUGCAGUAAUCCAGCCUAGCAGUAACAAAUGAAUGGACUAGUUUUUCUGUAUAAUUUUUAGACACGAUGUUCCUGAUUUCUGCAAUAUUACGUAGGUGAAAAAACGACAUGUCCUGAUCAAGGAUAACUCCAAGAUUCCUCACAGUGGUGCUGGAGGCCAGGGCGAUGCCAUCCAGAGAAUAUCUUUUGAUAAUGCGUGACGGAGGUGCUUGGGCCCCAGAACAAUAACUUCAGUUUUCUCUGAGUUUAACAUCAGAAAAUUACAGGUUAUCCAGGUUUUAACAUCCUAAAGGCACAUUUUGAGUUUUGCUAACUGAGUAGUUUCAUCUGGCUUGAUCGAUAGAUAUAACUGAGUAUCAUCUGCAUAACAAUGAAAGUUUAUAGAGUGUUUCCUGAUAAUAAUGCCAUAUGGAAGCAUAUAUAAAGCAAAGAGGAUUGGUCUGAUCACAGAUCCUUGUUGAACUCCAUGACUAACUUUGCCGAGCAUGGAGGUUCCUUUAAUGCCAAUGAAAUGUUCCAGUCUCUGUAAUGGGAUAUGAUGGUCAAUGGUAUCAAAUACAGCACUAUGCUACAGGCCAACAGCUUUCGUUUGAGGCAUUUUGCUAUUAGCUGAACUACUGCGCUGUACUUAUGUAAGAUGUAGGGGAGAGACCGUGUACAGAGCAGAUUGAAAUAUUGUGAGGAAAAAAAGCUGGACUCCAUCAUUGACUCAGUCGAGUUUGAUCCUACCACUAUGCGAGAAGCUGGAGGGUUUGUGAGGCUACUGGAGGAUGAUCAUUUCAGCUUCUUCCUGGAACGCUUCCAUGGCACUUACAUUUAAUCAUUUGGCGGACGCUUUUAUCCAAAGCGACUUACAUUGGUACUUGGCAUCUACUGCUGUGGUGUGAAAAAGUUGGUUGCUCACUAAAGUGUGCUCUGCUGUAGCUGAUGGUGAUGUGUUUUUGCUGAAAUGUGUAAACUUGUUUUUAACAGAAGCAACUUUGUGGUUAUCCAGCUUCCUGAGAAAUCCCCUCCAGUUAUAUUUGGUCUUUUAUCAUUUACAUCAGUGGUGUUUGAAGAAAGAAUUUUUUUUAUUUGCUUAUUGGCCUAAAAUGUCAAGAACUGUGAAAUGCUAUACAGACGGGCAAAUUAAAUAAAGUGUUGGUAUGGAGUCAUAACUGUGAGUAUCUGCUCCUCAGUUUCUUUCUGUCUCCUGGGGCCUGUACCACAAAGCGAGUUAAACAUACCCAGAAUCACAAAAACUUUUUUGUUAUCUGGCUUCACUAACCCUAACAAUUGUGAUUAGGAUAAGCGGUACCACGAAGCUGGUUAUCAACUCGGUAACUCAACCCCGGGGUUUCCCAAUCCAGCCUGGAGCGCGUUCAGAUCACCAAUUAUAGACAUGAACAAGUUCACUGGCUUCAGAGCAGCAUAUAGUCUCUGUGAUUUAAGAUAGCUACUAACUUAAAAUAAACAACCUAUGUUCAUAUUAAAAUUUAUUUCAAUAUCCCUACCAAACUGCUCAUGAUAUUCAGCCUCAUAAGAGAAAUGAAACCCAUUUAUUUUAACAGCUGAGAUGGGCUGUGUGAAACGGACUGGGAGCAAAUAAAAAAUUAACACAUUUCAAAGCAGUAAGGCUUUCGAUCAGUCUCUGUAGGAUGACAUCGCUAUAGCCUACAAGAGUUUCUCCGUAUCACCACAGCAAACAUAAAGCAGCCUUUAAAACAGUCUGUGGGAUUUUCUAUAGAUGGUGAUGUCAUUUUCCAAGAGAGCUGAUUGGUCAGUAGGCGGCGUGUUACACUACACCAGUAAGUGAACAACAGUCAUGGUAAUGAAAACCCAGGAUUAACCCCGAAGUAACCUCGAAAAGCUCAAAUACUGCUUCGUGGUACAGCGUCCAGCUUCUGCUCCCUAGGUGAUGUUUUUCUUUGUUUCCUGUUUUAUUUUGAUAAACUCCCUUCUGCUCAUUUUAGCCUUUCACCCCUCCAGCCUCCAGAUUUCUCUUUAGUCUGCAUCUAAGCCUGGACUCCAGAUGAUCAGCGUCCCAGCCUUUUCCCUAGUGUUUACUUGUCCCAGUGUUUUUGGAUCGUUGUUUAGCUUUUCUGGACCAAGACAGUUAAUUGGAUUUGUUGGACUGCCCUCCUCUGGUUUUAAUCUUUGCCUUCCUCCCCAUCCUAUAAGCCUUUAGUAACUUUGAUUUGUUCAUUAAAUCUUCGUACUGCACCA